Molecule: messenger RNA, 1402 nt
Organism: Metopolophium dirhodum (rose-grain aphid)
Lineage: Eukaryota; Metazoa; Arthropoda; Insecta; Hemiptera; Aphididae
Gene: MED7
Product: mediator of RNA polymerase II transcription subunit 7
Exons: 4
Coding region: 380-1051 (223 amino acids)
Biological process (GO): regulation of transcription by RNA polymerase II
Cellular component (GO): mediator complex; core mediator complex
Molecular function (GO): transcription coregulator activity
Source: RefSeq, a predicted model, not a curated record
AAUCCAAUUUUCUAUUCACACAAUCCGAAAAUCCCGUCUAUACCUAGGUACUCUGGUCUGACUGCGUGGACUCGCAUUAUUUUUAGUACUGUACGUAUAGUUCUGCGGUGGACCACAAAUAAUCGACAUUUUACUGUACAUUUAAAACAUAUAUUAUACCAUUUAAAAUUGCCUAGAUCGCUUAUCGCAGUAAUAUUUCAUUACCGAAUAAUACUAUAGACGGUAAACUAUGAAUAAUUAUAUGCGGUCGCCGGUCUUUCGUUUAUGUCCUUUGCGACCUUUUGUAGCAGUAUUAUCCGCGUGUCGUACAGGUACAUAGCGUUCAGAUCCACCCACAACAAAUUCAAGUUAAAACAGUUUACAAUCACAUCGUUUAGCAAUGGCGAAUAACCAAGAAGCAAUGCAAGUAUGUUCCUUGCCUUUACCGCCUGUGCAAUACUUCCAAAAUUAUUCAGACGAAAACAUUAGAAGAGGUCGAGCUUCCAAGCCUCCACCAAUAAUUCAAGAAACAUACACAAUGUUUGGAAACCCAUAUAAUGCUGAAGAUAGUAUAAUAAGACCUUUAGAAAGUCAGGGUUUUAAACGCCUUUACCCUCAACAUUUUGAUAGACGACGUGAAUUACGUAAACUUAACCAUUCAUUAUUGGUUAACUUUCUCGACUUGCUGGAUCUACUAAUCCAAUGCCCCGACUCUCCUAGACGAGCUGAAAAAGUUGAUGAUAUAAGUCUAUUGUUUAUACACAUACAUCAUUUAUUAAACGAGUUUCGUCCUCACCAAGCACGAGAAACUGUUCGUGUCAUGUUAGACUUGCAGAGGAGGCAAAGAAAUGAAACCACAAUACGAUUGCAAAAACACAUAGACAAAGUUAGUGAUAUUUUACAACAAACGUUAGAAAAUUUGCCAGACACAGAGCUUGAUUCUAAACUCAUGGUGGACACAUCCAAAAUUGAUCGUUUGGAACAGAAAAAUGCCGAUGAACCUAGAGUUGACAAAUGUGUACCUAAAGAUAAAUUGAUGUGUCAUCUUAUUGAUACAAUGAAUCCCAAUUAAAAAUUAACAGUUUAUUUAUCUUUUGUUAUUGUUUUAUAUAUUUAUACUUAAAAUAUCUUAAACUAACAAUAUAAUUGUCAUUAUUUUACACUUGAAUCAUAUAUGUCCACGUAUACAUUACCUUUGUGCUUACUUAAAUUUGAAGCAAUGAAUAAUUUAAUAUACUUUUUUUAUUGAUAAUAAUUGGUUAUUAUUUGAUAACAAUACUGCUAAAAUAUCGUAAUCAUUGUUUCAUUAUGUUUAUCAACUAUAAAAUUAAUUUUUCUUAAUCAUUUAAUAAUGAAUUUUUGUAGAUUUUAGUAUUACAUGUAUUUUUUCUUACAAAUUAAAUCAAAUACAUUUGUUAUGGUA